Hippocampus zosterae (dwarf seahorse) is the source of this 1882-nucleotide messenger RNA. Its product is annotated as bMERB domain-containing protein 1-like. The coding region runs from base 134 to 700 and encodes 188 amino acids. The record is from RefSeq and is a predicted model, not a curated record. The transcript has 7 exons. Lineage: Eukaryota; Metazoa; Chordata; Actinopteri; Syngnathiformes; Syngnathidae.
CGCCAGGGGGCGUUGUGGCCCCUGUGUCGCGACCAGCUUGAUUGACGGGGCGUUCUCAAUCCGCUGCGCGCACUCGUCUAACCGAGCAUGUGGGGAGCAUCUCGUACCUCUGCAGAAAGGAGAAGAAGCUGGAAUGAUGGGGGAGAAGAGAGAGUCUUUCCAUCUAUAUGGAUCGCUGGAGCGUGCACCGCGGAGCACAGGCAGCCACAAAGCAGAGGGCGACGUGGUGUCCAUGGCGGACUCCAGCAUCACCGUGGACGAUAUCGAGGGUGAGCUCUUCAAAAUCAACCGCAUCAGAGACAUUCUGGUUCGGAGGGAGUCAGAACUCAGAUACAUGAUGGAUGACAUUCAGCUGUGCAAGGAGAUCACUCGGCUGAAGAAGGAGCUGCAAAAAUUUGUGUCACUACCAGACAACGACAAGUCGGAUGAGGAUCGACAAAGGGAGGAAGAACUUCUACAGCAAAUCCAUAAACUGGUGGAAACCAGAGACUUCCUGGUGGAUGACGUGGAGUUCGAAAGACUCAGGGAGAAAGAAGAAGAUAAAGAAAUGGCAGAUUUCCUGAAGUCCAAAUUCCAGAGACAGAAAAAAGUUCUGAGCAGGCGACCAGCAACCAGGGCUCAGCAGAAGUCAUCUCCUCUCACCAAAACGGGCUUCGCCCUGCUGAAGGAAUGCUGUGGCAGCACUUGCUCCGUUAUGUAGCUUAAGAUCGAGUCUCGCUCACAGAUAAGAUAUUUCCUAAUUCAUCUCACCCAUGUGCCUCACGCCCCCGCCGUCAUUACUAAAAUCUGCCAUUUGUCUCAUGUUUUGAAAAAGUGUAGCACACAUUUAUUAUCGAACCAAGACUAAAAUGGAGCUACGAGCGUCUCGCUUUAGACAGUAUGCAGCAUUUCGGUUGUUCAGUUUUCAAGGAGCAUCAACAUUAACUAGAGUGACAUUCAUCACCAACUCAAAACAUAUUUCCCCAUUGGAAUGAAUGGAACUGCUGUUUAUCUGUUCCAGGUUUGCGAAUUAGUGGCAUAAUUUGAGGACAAACUUUCCCAAUUUGUGGAUCUCUUUGUUUGCAGGUUAAUCGCAGGGACCUGAGGCAAGUUUUUAUUAAACAAUUAAAAUAUGACAAGAUGAUAUAUUACUAAUUGUUUUUCUUUUUUAUAUUUAUAAAAAUAUGGAUGGUAAUGACCGUCACCGCUCACCUGUUUUUGUUUGUUUGUUUUUUGGGCAAGCAGGGUCACAGGUAAGUCAGGUACAACUGUACAUGCAAUCACUUUCCUCAUUGAAAUACCAUUAAUAGUUUAUAGCACCGCCCCCCCCACCCCUAAAAAAAAAGUUUUGUUUUUUGGGGGGGUUACAUUUUAAAUCAGAAAAAUAGCAUUGUAAUGUAAAAUAUAUAAAUAUAAAAACAUUAUAAAACAAAAUGUAAAAACUUAAUGUGGUUUUCUGAAGUCUGUUUAAGCCAAAAGUUUCACACACUGUCCUUUAAGAGACUUGGCCAAGUGAUUUACAUCAGGACCUCAGACUCUGAUUAGCUGUUUACCAUACGAUUAGUUCCGUGUCAGCGUCUCCUCCAUACUCCUUGCGGGUGUUUUCAUUUUGUAUUUCUGUGUUGGAACUGUUCAAUAAAAAGCUGAACGUUCAUACUUAAAUGUUGCGCUCCUCCUUUUUUCUUUUUUUUUUUUGUUUCUUCUUUUUAGUGGCAGGGUAUCUACAGCCGGAUGGUAACACAGAUGGUACAACAUCAGUACACCGUACAUCCAUUCGCAAUAAUAUCCAGAGUUAAUAUGAUAGAUUGCUGUCUAUGGUUUGAAUGAACGGGUGGUUGCGUAAGGUUCUCGGAUCAUCUGACCAAUCAAAGUCUUGACCACAUCUGUGUUGCUGAGAAGAAUA